GACUCAAUUACAGGAGAAACUGUGGAGCUUUUAGAGCCUUACCUGGAUAUGGAGGAUUAUAAUCUUGAGACUGCUAAAAAAGUGUGUGGAAAUGUAGCAGGUCUUUGCUCAUGGACACAAGCAAUGGCUUACUUCUAUGGUAUUAAUAAAGAAGUUCUUCCUCUUAAGGCAAAUUUAGCAUUGCAAGAGGGGAGACUUGCAGCUGCCCAAACAGAACUGAAUAAUGCACAAAUUCAGCUGGAUGAGAAGCAAAUGGAAUUGGAUAAAGUACAAGCCAUGUAUGAUACUGCUAUGAAGGAGAAGCAGGCCUUACUUGAUGAUGCUGAGGCAUGCAGAAGGAAGAUGAACAACGCCACAGCUCUGAUUGAAGGAUUAGGUGGAGAAAAGAUUCGUUGGACGGCAAGCAGCAAGAACUUUCAAAAUCAAAUUAUUAAUUUAGUGGGAAAUGUUCUUCUCGCCACUGGAUUUCUCUCUUACUCUGGACCUUUCAAUCAGGAGUACAGGAAUUUGCUGCUUCAAUUGUGGAAGAAAGAAAUGGACAACAAUAAGAUUCCAUACAGUAAUGACCUGAACCUCACUGAUAUGCUUGUUGACAAUGCUACAGUGGGUGAAUGGAACCUCCAUGGUCUUCCAAAUGAUGACCUUUCAAUUCAGAAUGGCAUAAUCGUCACAAAAGCAUCUAGAUACCCUUUGCUGAUUGAUCCACAAGGUCAGGGAAAGAUCUGGAUUAAAAAUAAGGAAAAGAAUAAUGGACUCCAGGUUACAACUAUGAACCACAAGUUCUUCAGAAGUCAUGUAGAAGACUGCCUGUCCCUUGGCCGACCUCUGUUAAUUGAAGAUGUUGGAGAGGAACUUGAUCCUGCUUUAGAUAACAUCUUGGAAAAAAAUUUCAUAAGAUCUGGUUCAGCACACAAAGUGAAAGUGGGUGACAAGGAGGUAGAUCUGAUGAAGGGGUUUACCCUUUAUAUUACAACAAAAUUGGCUAAUCCUGCUUAUACUCCAGAAAUUAACGCAAGAACAACUGUGAUUGACUUUACUGUUACUAUGAAAGGGCUGGAAGAUCAGCUGCUUGGCCGAGUCAUCCUCACAGAAAAACAGGAACUGGAGGCAGAAAGAGUCAAACUGAUGGAAGAAGUGACAUCUAACAAGAAGAAAAUGCAGGAGCUUGAAGAUAAUCUACUCUUCUGCCUAACCACUACAGAGGGCUCUUUGGUUGAAGAUGAGUCUCUGAUAGAAGUCCUAAGAAUCACUAAAACAACAGCAGAAGAGGUCAGUGAAAAAUUAAACAUAGCAGCGGAGACAGAGGUGAAAAUCAAUACUGCACGUGAAGAAUAUCGGCCUGUUGCUGGACGUGGUAGCAUCCUUUAUUUCCUAAUUGUGGAAAUGAGCUUGGUUAAUGUUAUGUACCAAACGUCUUUGCGGCAGUUCCUUGGCAUUUUUGACCUAUCAGUGGAAAGAUCUCAGAAAUCUCAGAUCACAGCAAAAAGGGUAGUAUAUGUAAUCGAGCAUCUCACCUAUGAAGUCUUCAAGUACACUGUUCGAGGGCUGUAUGAAAAUCACAGAUUCCUGUUUACAUUGCUUCUGGCACUGAAGAUUGACUUGCAGGCCAAGAAAAUUUCACACGCUGAGUUUGAGACACUGAUCAAAGGAGGUGCCAGUUUGGAUCUGAAUUCCGUGGAACCAAAACCAAAAAGAUGGAUCCUUGACAUGACAUGGCUCAAUCUUGUGCAGUUAUCUAGCUUGUACCCUUUUAAUCAACUUCUGAUGCAAGUUGUUAGGAAUGAGAAGUCUUGGAAAGCUUGGUUUGAUGAAGAAGCACCUGAAAAAGCUGUUAUUCCUGAUGGGUAUGGCAGCUUACUGGAUCAAUUCCGUAAACUGCUCCUUGUCCGGAGCUGGUGCCCUGAUCAUACUGUUGCCCAAGCUCGACACUACAUUGCAGAAUCACUUGGAGGGAAAUAUGCGGAAGGAUUUAUUCUUGAAAUGGAAGCAAUGUGGACAGAAAGUGACUGUCGAACACCUUUGACAUGCUUUUUAUCAAUGGGGUCUGACCCCACCGAAAAUAUAGAACGUCUUGCAAAAUCAAAGAACAUUCCCUGUCGUGCCAUUUCAAUGGGCCAGGGCCAGGAAGUCCAUGCAAGGCGCCUCUUAAAUCAGUGCAUACAAGAUGGCGGAUGGCUCCUGCUACAGAACUGCCACCUUGGCUUGGAGUUUCUUAGUGAGUUAAUGGACACCAUCACAACAACAGAAUCUAUGAGUGAAGGUUUCAGAAGCUGGAUCACUACAGAGGCUCACCCAGAGUUUCCUAUUAAUCUUCUACAGUCCUCUAUCAAAUUUACUAAUGAACCUCCUCAAGGUGUGAAAGCUGGCUUAAAACGAACAUAUUCAGCUAUUACUCAGGAUCACCUAGAAGUGAGCAACAUGCCACAGUGGAAACCAUUGCUAUAUGCUGUAGCAUUUCUUCACACAACUGUUCAGGAAAGACGAAAGUUUGGUCCAUUGGGCUGGAAUAUUCCUUAUGAAUUUAAUCAGGCGGACUUCACAGCCAGCAUCCAAUUUGUUCAGAAUCAUUUGGAUGAUAUAGACAUUAAACGUGGAGUGAACUGGAGCUGUGUUCGCUAUAUGCUUGGAGAAGUACAGUAUGGUGGCCGUGUAACUGAUGACCUUGACAAAACACUGCUGAAUACAUAUGCAAGAGUGUGGUUUGGAGAACAUAUGUUUGGUGAAAAAUUUUGUUUCUACAAAGAUUAUGUUAUUCCAAAAGGGAAAACAGUGGAAGACUAUCUCCAGUACAUAGAGCAAUUGCCAGUGAUUGAUACACCAGAGGUAUUUGGACUUCACUCUAAUGCAGAUAUAACUUACCAGACUAACUUGGCUAAUGAGACAUUAAGUACAAUCGUGAGCAUCCAGCCCAAAGACAGCAGCACUGGAGGAGGGGAAACCCGAGAAGCAGUGGUGCAGCAUCUUGCUGAUGAGAUGCUAGAGAAGUUACCUCCAGAUUAUAACCCUCAUGAGGUGAAAGCCCAGCUUCAAAAGAUGGGAGCUAUUCAACCCAUGAACAUAUUUCUCCGUCAAGAAAUUGACUGCAUGCAGUGUGUUAUCUCAAGAGUUCGAACUACACUGACUGAUCUCAAAUUGGCUAUCGAUGGAACCAUAAUUAUGUCAGAAGAACUGCAAGAUGCUUUAGAUAACAUGUAUGAUGCUAGAAUUCCAAAACUAUGGUUUAGGAUUUCUUGGGAGUCAGCUACUUUAGGAUUUUGGUUUACUGAGCUUCUUGAAAGAAACCAACAGUUCAGCAGUUGGCUGCAGGAUGGACGACCAAACCAGUUCUGGAUGACAGGGUUCUUUAAUCCACAGGGAUUCCUAACUGCUAUGAGACAAGAGACAACUCGCAUGAAUUUAGCAAAAGGGUGGGCACUUGACAGUGUUGUUUUACACAAUGAAGUGACCAAGAUGAUGAAAGAAGAUGUUACUGGCCCUCCUCCUGCUGACAUUGGUGGGGUUUACAUAUGUGGCCUUUUCCUCGAAGGAGCAGGUUGGGACCGCAGAAACAGUAAGCUGGUCGAGUCUGCACCAAAGGUGCUCUUCACAAGUCUUCCUGUAGUCCAUGUGUAUGCUGUUAGCACAACAGCACUACAUGAUCCAAAGAAGCAAGAAGGAAGUGUGUACUGCUGCCCUGUCUACAAAAAGCCUCGGAGAACAGAUCUGACAUACAUUUUCUCUUUGUAUCUGAAAACAAUGCAGAAUCCUGAUCACUGGACUUUACGGGGAGUUGCACUGCUCUGCAAUUCAAAAUAAGGACACACAGAUAGCUGUGAAGAAGGAACCACCAAGGAAGAUUAAUCUGCAGCCAGUAGGACUUCUGUUGUUGUUGGCAAAGUGGUGGCUACCUUCUCAUAGCGGUAUGGGAAUUAACAAGUGACAUACAGAGAUUGUGUUAAUUACACAUAGAUCAGUUUACUCUGUUCACAGAAAAAACCUAAAUGUAUUUAACCUAGGAAUAUCAGAGGGAAAACAGUUGCAGAUGUAAAAUUUGACAACUGUUAUAAAGCAGAAAAUAUAAUCAACUAGCUUGCUCAUGAUGGAAAUGCUAGGAACAAAGUGCUUAUGAUAGUCACAACUGCUCUAACAUUUGUGGUGGUUCUUUUGUAGAUGUUGUCUUUUCUUAAUACAAAACUUCUUCAUAAUAUAAGUCUUUUUAAAGUCAACUUUGUAGUUAAAAAUUUAUCAUCCAUAGCAUUAUUAAAGCUGUAAUGAAAACUGAAUUAAACAUAUGGUAAAACUUUAU
Messenger RNA from Mesitornis unicolor (brown roatelo), 4285 nucleotides. RefSeq names its product dynein heavy chain 8, axonemal-like. Gene Ontology annotation, biological process: microtubule-based movement. Gene Ontology annotation, molecular function: dynein intermediate chain binding; dynein light intermediate chain binding; minus-end-directed microtubule motor activity. The transcript has 18 exons. NCBI's taxonomy places the organism in Eukaryota, Metazoa, Chordata, Aves, Mesitornithiformes, Mesitornithidae. The record is from RefSeq and is a predicted model, not a curated record. Gene Ontology annotation, cellular component: dynein complex. The annotation marks the transcript as partial.